Molecule: messenger RNA, 365 nt
Organism: Ochotona curzoniae (black-lipped pika)
Lineage: Eukaryota; Metazoa; Chordata; Mammalia; Lagomorpha; Ochotonidae
Product: cytochrome c oxidase subunit 7A1, mitochondrial
Exons: 4
Coding region: 59-301 (80 amino acids)
Biological process (GO): mitochondrial respirasome assembly; regulation of oxidative phosphorylation; mitochondrial electron transport, cytochrome c to oxygen
Source: RefSeq, a predicted model, not a curated record
UCCUUGGGCUGGGAGGGGAGGUGACUCGGGUGGCGGCGGCCGAAGAGGACGACGCAGGAUGAGGGCCCUGCGGAUGUCCCAGGCGCUGAUCCGCUCCUUCGGCUCAACAUCCCGGAACCACUUUGAGAACCGAGUUGCAGAGAAGCAGAAAAUCUUCCAGGCCAACAAUGACCUCCCGGUGCACUUGAAGGGCGGUGGGAUUGACAACCUUCUCUACCGGCUGACUAUGGCCCUGACUCUGGGAGGUACUGUCUACAGCUUGUACUGCCUCGGCUGGGCCUCCUUCCCCCACAAGAAGUGAGACCAGGAAGUGUGGAACACCUGGGAGAUUUAACCAUUAAUAAAUGUGCUGGCUUCCUGGGGAA